Molecule: messenger RNA, 387 nt
Organism: Peronospora belbahrii
Lineage: Eukaryota; Oomycota; Peronosporomycetes; Peronosporales; Peronosporaceae
Source: the annotation of a GenBank genome assembly
AUGGUCGAGUUAGACGUAAAGUUUAUGCGCCUGGCGAUUAGAGAGGCGCAUCGAUCACAGCCGUCCGCAAACGCUUACUGCGUUGGUUGUGUUGUGGUGCGCGACGGCCAAAUAUUGAGCUCCGGGUUUUCGCGUGAGCUGCCGGGUAACACACACGCAGAGCAAGUAGCAUUACAGAAACUCAACUUUGAGGCACAAAAAGCAACUGUAUACACCACAAUGGAACCGUGCAGCAAAAGAGUGUCCGGGAACGUAUCGUGCGUGCAAAGUUGUCUUCGCGCAGGGGUUACUCGCGUGGUCAUUGGUGUCAUGGAGCCAAAGACAUUUGUCGUGUGCGAGGGGGGUUCAAUUGCUCAAAAACGCGGGGGUGGACGUCAAGCUACUUGA